AUGAAGAGAACAACCGAUUCAUCACCUAAACUACAUUCAUCGACUGUUGGUUCUUCAGGAGGAGGUGUAUCCACUCCAACAGAUAAUACAACUCCAUCAACAAGCUCAACAUCAUCAACAUCAACAACAUCAACAACAAAGAGAACUAUUUCAUCAACUACCAGUAGUAGCAGUAGUACUCUAAGAACUAGACCACUUAGUUCUGUUACAUUGUCAUCACGAACACCGUCCACAUCAAAGUCAUCGACAUUGCCAUCAUCAAUGCCAUCAGAACAAAAGAGAACAGUGUCCUCACUAAAGUCAUCAGGAUCAUCACUAUCGUCAAGAUCAACACCAUCCAUCCUAAAGACAUCGUCGUCGUCAUCGUCAUCCACUGGCUCAUCAUCAUCUUCAACACGUCCAACAUCUACGACGCGCUCAACAACAACUCUAAGAUCGAGAACUGGCACAACAACAUCAACAUCAACAUCAACAUCGUCAUCAUCAUCAAAAGCAUCACCAGAGAUCAAGUCUGGUGGUAGUGUUGCCAAGCCUCCAGCGAUCGAUGGAGGAAGCAUCAGUAGCAGCACAUCCUCGACUGGCUCACAAGAGUAUGAGCGUGUUGUAUCAGAGUUUAUCGAUCUGGAUGAUAAGCCACGUGUCCCUCCUCCAGUCUCCAACACUGCAGAUCAACAGACAUUCCUCAAUGAUCCCUUGAACCCUAUUGUUAUCGAUGAUAGUGAUGGAGAGGAGGAGGAGGAAGAAGAGAACACUGGCGAUGUCAACCUGGAUACUACAACCGAUGAGCUUCAACAGAUAACCACCGAGGAUGAUGAUGUUGUUGGCGAGAAUGAAACAGCUGAUGACGAACAACAAGUUGACCAAGGCCAGGAGGAGGAUGAGACAGUGGAGGAGGCUGCCAAGGAGGAGGAGCCUGUGGAGACAAUAAGCACAAAGAAGUCUGGCGGAUGGCUAUCAUCACUAUUCAAUCUGAUUCCAAAACAGAGCAACACAAUGAGGAAGUCACAAACCAUUUCCUCUGCCUCUCCCUCAACAUCCAGUGAGUUUGCACAACCAAAACUCGUGCCAAACACAUCAGCAACCGAGAGCUCUGAGCAGAGGCCCAACAACCAGCCAAUCGAAUCAUCAUCAAACAUUGUCUACAGUCCUCCCCCUCCCGUCGUCCAUUCAAUGCCACCUCCAACAAACGUACAGCCAAUGCAUGCACCACCACCACACCUACAACAACAUCAACAGCAUCAACCUCAUCACAUGCCACAUCAUCUCUCCACCAACUCACUCUACGCCAACCCUCAACAAGCAUACUCACACUCAAGAGCGCAGUCGUCUCCAAUGUUGAUGUCCAACCCCAACAACAACAAUGUUAGACACUCGCAGCAGCUGGCACCGGGAAUGUUCAAUCCCAACAUGUUCCAGGCGCACAACCAACCGAAUGGCGUCGCCCUGUUACCCUUUGUCAUUGCGCCCGCCAAGGCACUAUCGAUCUUCCACGACUGGCACAAGUCGUUGUGGUUCGCGCCAACCAACUUUAGGGAGCACCUGGAGCAGAGUCUGCAGCUGAACUACUACUUCAUCCCAUACUACAACUUUGGCGCCGCCGUCACUUCGGUGCACCGCGGCCAGAUCGGACACAUCAAGAGCGAUCAACAGCAGCAAGUGGUCAUGCAGGGCGACAACAAGCCCGAGACCUACAAUGAGGAUGAGAUUGAAUGGACCAACGCCAUGACCAACCCUUAUCCACAAACUUACUCUGAUAUCCUGGUAUAUGCGCCGUGUGACUUUGUUGACGCACCCAUCUACGAGGACAUCAAGGAGAUCCAAUACUGGAAGUUGGACAUUGGCGAACAAUACUCCAACGGUCAUCCACAACUCACUCAACCUAUUUAUGAACCAGCCAGAUACUAUCCACUGUCACAUCAAUACCAACAUCAUCAUUCACCAACAACUCAAUACAAUCCUUCACUUCUAAUGCCUCCUCCACAGAUGCAACUACAACAACAACAACAACCACCACAACAAACAAACAUUGAUCCAAUGCUCAACAAGAUACCAACAGUCAUAACACCAAUGGCGAUGGAGUCAGCUUGGACCUAUGCAGAGACAAAGAUCAAGAGGAAUGAGUCAUAUGGAAACGAGGUGAAGCUGAAGAAGGAUCACUUUGGACACACAGUCGCCAAUGUAGAGACAGAGACUCAAGUUGACUCAUUUACAUUUAGAACUAUAUAUGCACCAGUGUAUAAGAUCACCUAUAACUUUGAAGGCACACAAUACUCGUUCAUUGUGAAUGGUCAGAACGGAAACAGUCAUGGCGUUAGACCUUAUGGCAUUGGUUCGAUAAAGAACACUGCAAUCAAGUUCCUCACAGCUGGCCUGUUUGAAAGCAAGGUGUCCACAACAGCCUCAUCGACCACAUCCAGCAACACAAUCACUGCCAAUGGAAUGAUCUUGGGUUCAGACCUGGACGUAGUCGAUGGAGAUCAGUACUACAAGCCUGACCUCUACUACAUGUUGUUGCCAUCAUCAGAUCAAUUUCUAAUGAUCAAGACAACUGGUUAUAUUGUGUUGAAGAACAAUGGACAGAGUCCAAUCAAGAUCGAGUCACACAAGAGAAUGAGUGGGGAGACUGGUGGAGAGUGUAUUAUAGAUGCAGGUGCGAGUAUGACGUUCUCAUACAAGGGCACCUGGUGUAUAUGUGUAGUCGAAGGCGUGCCCUCAUCGUUAGAGUUGGUCAGGGCCGAAACAAACUCUGGUGGCGACAAGCCCGAGGGUGACUUGUUAAUGGUAUCCUCUUGA
Molecule: messenger RNA, 2793 nt
Organism: Acytostelium subglobosum LB1
Lineage: Eukaryota; Evosea; Eumycetozoa; Acytosteliales; Acytosteliaceae
Exons: 3
Coding region: 1-2793 (930 amino acids)
Source: RefSeq, a predicted model, not a curated record